UAUAUAAAAUGUACUUUAAAUAAUAAAUAAAUAAAUAAAUAAAUGUAACUUACGUAAGUAAAGUUAAAGAACCCAGGGCGGCCCAUACUGCCCAAUCACAAACAGACACAGGUGAGUCCGCUGUUGCUAGGUAAACUAGGAAGUAGACCCGUUAAACAUGGCGGUGUUUUUGCGUCUCAGGGGGAUGUCUUUUCUUGAUCUGCUGUCCGUUUUUUGUUUAUUAACAUCAUUUAUCAGCGCCGGAGGUAAUAUACAAAUAAACAAUAUGCAUAAGACUGAACACUCAGGAGCAAAGGUUUUACUUAGUGUGGGAGACGUGACUGCCGACGAAGAAAAACCCUCGAAAGCUGAUGCACAGGGCCGGCUACACCCGGGACUCAUUGUUGCUGUGGUGAUCGUUGCCUUCAUUGCAGUCUUAGCUGCUUCUCUUAUUAUUAGAAAAUAUUGCUUUCCUCAGAGCAAUGUAACAUACAGGUACUCAGUCCUCAGGGAAAAUGAGGAGCAGAGUAUUGCAGAUGAAUUAGACAACAACGCUGCAAGCAGGAGGCUUUAUAAUGAUGACUCUGAUGAGGGUAUGUUGGAAUGAAAUGUCUCGUUCUGUAAACACCACAGCAACACCAAAGAGAAACUCUCUGUUUCUUGUACAAUUCUAUUGUCAGUGAGCAAGGCUGUUAUUUAUUAUUCUCUCCUCUUAACUGCUCUUUAUAAACUUGCUUUCCAAUUAUAUUUGUUUAUGUACAAAAGGGAUUAUGAUGGAUAAAUCUGCAAGUGCACGUACAGCACAAGGAUGAAGGUUAGCUACUGCAAAAGCUGAUGCCCUGAUAACUGCUGUUCUGAUAUGAAAACAUUUGUCUUGAGUAAAAAAAAAAAUGUAUUUGAUUAUUAUUGUAAAUAUAUAUUUGAUUAUCUUAUACAUAAACAAAUUAGGUCUACAAUGUGUAGUACUAUACUAAAUGUCCUUGUACAUGCACUUAUCCACACUUAAGUCGUGUGUGUGUGUGUAUCUAUGUGUGUAUAUAUAUAUAUAUAUAUAUAUAUAUAUA
Polyodon spathula (Mississippi paddlefish) is the source of this 1043-nucleotide messenger RNA. Its product is annotated as sortilin-like. Bases 158 to 586 code for a protein of 142 amino acids. The record is from RefSeq and is a predicted model, not a curated record. Lineage: Eukaryota; Metazoa; Chordata; Actinopteri; Acipenseriformes; Polyodontidae. The transcript has 4 exons.